AUGCUGGCAUCUGGAGGAGCGGACGGGACGCUGGUGAUGUGGGGGGCGGACUCCCCAGCAAGCGCAGCAAAGGAAGUGGCGCCCAAGAUCACUCUCCCCAAGGCGCACGACGGGGGCGUGGUGGGGAUCAGCCUGGCUCGCAUUCACGGCGCUGCCCCGCACCUUGUGACAUGCGGUGCUGACAAGGCAGUGUCAUUCUGGGAUACUACUAUGUUCCGGGAGGUGCGGCGGAUGAAGCAUGCCAUUCCCAAGGCUGUCUGCCAUACCAUUGCCAGCUGGCGCCACCCACGCGUGCCAGCUGUCGAGGUGCUCGCCUGCGCCAAGGACUCGCACAUCUGGGCGCUGGAGGCAUCAGGAGGAAGCAGGCCCAUCUGUGACCUUUCCACCCACGCGCCCCCCACUCCCCAGCAGGCAGCGGGGAAGAAGCUCAAGGUCUACUGCAUGAUGCCGCACAGCCUACAGCCACACCUCGUGGUGUGUGGCACCAACGUGGGGGUGAUGCUCAUUUGUUUCGACCGCACUGCCGUGCCCCCUGCAGCAGCGCUUCCCACGCCACAGGGCUCCCGGCAGCACCAGGUGGCGUUCUGCCUGGGCAGGGGCCUCAACGCACUGGCCUUCCAGCUGCUGACAGCAGGGCAGGUCGGGCCUGGGGCGGGUGUGACUGUGGCGGGCGGGGGCAGUGGCAGCCAGAGGCCAGUCACCCCGGCUGGAGUCACACGCGUGGAUGCUCUUGAAGCUGCUGUGCCUGAGGUGAAGCAGGAGAGGAGGAGAGCAGCGCCGGUUGCGCAUGAGAGCUACUCACACCUCUCUGUCAGCAAGUCUGGCAAGUAUCUGGCAGUGCUUUGGCCGGAGGUGCCAUUCUACAGCGUACACAGCACGGCGGACUGGGGUGUGGUGGACUCAGGCACAGCGCGCCACUUUGCCUGGGACACAUGUCAGGACCGCUUCGCCAUCCUGGGAGGGGCUGUGGUGCCCAAGGUGCAGAGCAGCUCUGCGAGUUCAGGCAGGCACGGGUUCCGAGGGCGCAGCAAGAAGGAUGCCAAGGAGGCAGAGGCAGCAGCGGCGGCUGCCAUGGCUGCUGCGGCUGCAGCACUGGCCGGGGCGACUGUGGAGGUCCGGCGGAUCAGGAAGGACGGGAAAGUGCAGAUCAUGUGCACAUCCAUUGAAUCUGGACGCCGCGAGCAGGUUACGGGUCUCUUCCCAGGCGCGCUGUUGGGAGUGGCCUAUCGCAUGCCCAAGAAGGCAGCUCUGCCAGGGGUCAGCCUGCCCUCUGCUGCGCUCUCCUCACGAGCUGAAUCAAUGGCGGAUUACAGUGAGCAUCCGCCAAACUUCCACCUUAUAAGCUGGGAAACAUUCAAGCCGGUCAGCGGCAUGCUACCAGAACCGCACUGGACCGCGUGGGACCCCAUAGUAGAGUACUGCGCCUUUGCCUACGCCACACACAUCGUGGUGGCCACUCUGCGCCCGCAGUUCCGCUGCCUGGGCCACGUGGCAGUCAGAGGGGCGACAGGAGGAACCUGGCACCGGCGCCAGCUCUUCCUGGCUACUCCUACUUCAGUCGAGUGUGUGUUUGUGGAUGCCGGAGUGAGUGCGAUCGACCUGGAAACGAGGAGGCGCAAGGAGGAGAGGAAGAGGAGGGAGGAGGAGGCGAAGGUGGUGGCAGAGAAGGGCGAGCUGGCGCUGCUGGCCAUGGCGCCUCCCAAGACGGAGGAGGCACCAGAGAGGGUUCAACUGCGGCCGCCCAUGCUGCAGGUGGUUCGCCUUGCCUCCUUCUCCUCUGCCCCAGCAGUCCCCCCCAUCUCAGCCAUGGCUCGAGCCCGCAGCCUAUCAGCCGACGCCACGUCAGCGCCGCCUGGCGCCUCGUCUGGUCCGGGGCUGCUGGAUGGCCCCGAGUGGGUGAGGGCUCAUGGAGCAAAGGCGGCCGGUGGGGCAGGUGUACGUGGUGGGGGUGCGAGACGGAGUUCUAUGGCUGGUAGACCGGUGAGUGCAGCAUUGAUUCUCCCCAGUUGCUCUCAGGUGCCAGUGGGUGAGGGCUCAUGGAGCAAAGGCGGCCGGUACAUGACAGCGCAUGCCAUCUCCCUCUCCCACCCCGGAGUGCGCUGUCGGUGCCUUGCUGCUCAUGGCGACCCUGUUGGCGCCGUCAAGUGGGCGUCUCGCUUGGGGAGGGAGCACCACGACGACCUGGCGCAGUUCAUGGUGGGCAUGGGGUAUGCCAGGGAGGCGCUGCACUUACCGGGGCUGUCCAAGAGGUUCGAAUAUGAACUGGCUCUGUCAUGUGGCGAGUUAGACCGCGCGCUGCACUGCCUCAUGGCGCUCUCCCGCCCCAUGUCCGCCUCGGGGGCAGCUGUGGCGGAUGCCGAUGCAGCCAUGGACAGCCAGAUGGACUCCACUGGGAUCCUCGCCAUGGCUGCUAGUCAAGCCAACAUGAUGGAGGCGGCAGUCGGCGUGGCGCGCUAUGCCUCUGAAUUCCUGGACCUCGUUGACGCAGCAGACGCCACGGGGCAGGCUGACGUGGCGGUGCGAGCGCUGCGCCAGCUGGCGGGGGCGAGUCUGCUGGAGGGCGCGCUGCUGCCAGCCGUGCAGCGCAGGGUGUCUCUGAGACUGGCCCUGCAUGGGGAGGGAACGAGGCUGCAGAUGCAAAUCCAGUCACUUGUGCGGGGGGGCUGUGGUAGAGAGGCGGCGUGUGCAGCAGCGCUGCUGGGAGAUGCGAAUAUGCUGGAGAAGGCAUGGGCUGACACGGGCAUGGUGCCUGAAGCUGCCCUGCACGCCCUGUCCCACGGUCGGCCCACCCUGGCAGCCCUGCUGAAGCAAUGGAACCGAUGGUUGCAGAAGGAGGAGGUGCAGCUGAAGCGCCACAACAUGCUGCACACAGCGCAUUUCAACACCCUCUUCGCCAACACCCAGGCCUCCGAAGACCCCUUCCAGACACUCGCCCCCACCACCAAAGACCCGCCCAUCCAAAUCGUCCCCCCUCGGGAGUUCUCCGUUGCCCAAACCUCAGACGACGGCAGUUUAGGGUUCGGAACAGUGGGAGGAGCAGCGGGAGGGGUUGCAGGGGGGUUUCAGUCUUCAGCUGCAGCAGCGGCAGCGGCAACAGCAGGAGCACCGACUUGGUCCCUUGCUACUGCUGCUGCGGGAGGGAACUGGACGGCGCCUGAAUCUCUCACACCAGACGAUGCUCUGUUCUCCCGCCCCCCACCUCCUCGUGCCGGCUCGAGUGGUGUAGAGGGCAUGUCUGCCCCACUUGACCUUUCGGUGCUGGAAGGGGCAGGCGAGCCGAAGCGUGGGCCAGCGACCAUUGCAGUGCCUGUGGAUUUCAGCCAGUUUGAGAGGGAAUUUGCUGCCAAGGCUAGGGUUGCAGAGAGUGGGAGGAAAGAGGGAGCGGCAGCGGCUGGGGUGGGAUUGGCAGGAGGAGUAGCAGGAGGAGGGGUGACAGCAGUGGUUCCGGGAAAUGAGAGGGGGAAUGGGGGUAAAGAGCAAGGGAAGGGGAAGGGGAGUGCAGGGAGUCAGGCGGAGGGAGGGAGGGGAGGAGGAGGAGGUGUGGGGCCUACUAUGGCAGAUCUGGAAUGGGCGGCGUUGGGCGGCAAUUAG
Closterium sp. Yama58-4 is the source of this 3591-nucleotide messenger RNA. Lineage: Eukaryota; Viridiplantae; Streptophyta; Zygnematophyceae; Desmidiales; Closteriaceae. The record is from the annotation of a GenBank genome assembly.